GCCUGGGCACCCCGGUGCCGCAACUGGGUGCCGUAGAACCCUCGGCACUGGGUCUGGGUCCCCCGGUGCCGCAACCGUCAGCGAGCCUUCCGACACAGGGCAUGGGUCCCCCGGCCCCACAGAUAGUGCGGCCACGACGUACUCAUGCGGGUAAGCCCGAGUCAAUGGCAAGGUUUGCCCCGCUUUCUUCAUUGGCUCCACCCUGGCCGGAGUCCGAUUAUUCCUCGGACUUGGAUGCUUCCUCCAUCCGUUCGGGUUCCUCGAGGACAUCCUCAACCCAUAGGUCCAGGUCCAGACAUAGGAGGGACCACACUCCACAAACGUGGCCUCCGCACCCACAGUGGCCUUUCUGGAUCCCCUGGGCCUACCAUCAGUGGCAAGGUCAGCUGCCUCCUUCUCUGGGGUCAGGGACUUCGGGGCACCGUUCCCAACCAUCAGCGUGCCUGUCCCAAGCCCCUCCCUCCCCUCUCUGGGCACCUCAACCCGAUCCAGCGGCACUGCAACUGCUGGCACUGGAGGUGGACCCAUCAGGAGCGCAAGCUACCCAGACGGCUCCGCACUUGGCGACGACUGUUCCUGUGCCACUUCAGGAGUCGUUGUCGUCGUCCCCGGAUGAGGCACUAGCAGACCCUGCACAGAGUCUGCCGUCAAUGGAUGCCCGCAUGCACCAGGACCUCCUCCGCCGCAUGGCUGCCAACUUGGUCGUUCCGGUGGAACUUGUCAUCGAGGACACAGAUCCAGUGGUGGACAUCCUCACGGAAGAUGCGCCUACGCGAUUGGCCUUACCCCUUAACAAAACGGUGUCGUUAUGCGUCGGGGGGCAUGGCUCCACGUCUCGGGAAUUCCCCCGGAUGUGCAGCAUACAAUUCAGGACUUGCUUUUUGAGGGCAAAGCUCUGUUCUCGGAGCACACUGACUAUAGGCUCCAUACCCUGAAGGACACUAGGUCCACCCUAAAGUCCUUGGGCAUCCACACGCCGGCCCCGCAGCGGCGAUAGCUGCCCUAUAGGCAGCAGGGAAGGGCGCAGCCCCAGGUCCCCCGUGGGGAUUACUGGAGGCGCCGUUCCCGGGCCUUUGGUGGAGGUUCCCGGGCGGCCGCGCACCCUCGGGGCUAGGGGUUGACGUCGUUGCCCCAAGACUGAUACCCAGCGUGGAGGUCCUCACGGUCCUUCCCCUCAGGGCAAGCCUCAGUUUUGACACCUCGUUUGAGAGUCCCGUACCAAUCUACUG
Molecule: messenger RNA, 1229 nt
Organism: Pelodiscus sinensis (Chinese soft-shelled turtle)
Lineage: Eukaryota; Metazoa; Chordata; Testudines; Trionychidae
Source: RefSeq, a predicted model, not a curated record